Molecule: messenger RNA, 1554 nt
Organism: Urocitellus parryii (Arctic ground squirrel)
Lineage: Eukaryota; Metazoa; Chordata; Mammalia; Rodentia; Sciuridae
Source: RefSeq, a predicted model, not a curated record
GAACCCCAGAAGGCGGGCAAUGGAGCCAGUGACCUUUGAGGAUGUGGCUGUGAACUUCACCCUGGAGGAGUGGGCUCUGCUGGAUCCUUCCCAGAAGAAGCUCUUCAGAGAUGUGAUGCAGGAAACCUUCUGGAACCUGACCAUUAUAGGAAAACAAUGGAAAAAUCAGGCCAUCGAUGAUCACUACAAUUCCAAGGGAAAUCUAAGAAGUCAAGUGUUAGAGAGACUCUGUGAACAGAAAGAAGAUAGUCAAUGUGGAAAAAUCAUCAGCCAGAUCAUAGAUCCUCACAUAAACAAGAGAAGUUCUUCUGGAGUAAAACCUAGUGAACACCAUGUGUGUGGAGAUGUCCUCAUUGCUGAUCCAUCCCUAGCUGUGCCCCUAACAGUUCACACUGGACACAAAGCACAAGAGUAUCUCGAACAUGGAAAGAAGCCAUAUAAAUAUAAGGAACAUGGGAAAGCCUUACAUGAUCCCCAACGUUUUCAGAAGCAUAAAAGAACUCACACAGGAGAGAAACCCCAUGUGUGUAAGCACUGUGGAAAAGCCUUUAGUUCUACCAGCUACAUUAAAAUCCAUGAACGAAUUCACAGUGGAGAGAAACCUUAUGUGUGUAAGCACUGUGGAAAAGCCUUUAGUUCUACCAGCUACAUUAAAAUCCAUGAACGAAUUCACAGUGGAGAGAAACCUUAUAUAUGUAAGCAAUGUGGAAAAUCCUUUACUUUUAUUGGUUCUCUUCGUACGCACAAACAAAUUCACAGUGAAAAGAAACCUUAUGUUUGUAAGCAAUGUGGAAAAGGCUUUAGAACUUUCUUUUUCUUUAAAAUCCAUGAACGAAUUCACAGUGGAGAGAAACCUUAUGUGUGUAAGCAAUGUGGAAAAAGCUUUGGUUCUUCUAGUGACAUGAAAAGACAUGAACAAAUUCACAGUGGCAAGAAACCCCAUGUGUGUAAGCACUGUGGAAAAGCCUUUAGUUCUUCAAGUUACAUUAAAAUCCAUGAACGAAUUCACAGUGGAGAGAAACCUUAUAUAUGUAAACAAUGUGGAAAAUCCUUUACUUUUCUCAGUUCUCUUCAAAUUCACGAACAAAUUCACAGUGGAAAGAAAUCCUAUGUAUGUAAGCAAUGUGGGAAAGGCUUUAGUACUUCCUUUUUCUUUAAAAUCCAUGAACGAAUUCACAGUGGAGAGAAACCCUAUGCAUGUAAGCAGUGUGGAAAAGCCUUUAUUUCUUCCAGGUACCUCAAAAGACAUGAACAAAUUCAUAGUGCAGUGAAGCCCUAUACAUGUAAACAAUGUGGGAAAGCUUUCAGUCGUUCAGAUUCACUCAGAAUACAUGAAAAAAAACAUACUGGAGAAAAGCUGUAUGUAUGUAAACAAUGUGGAAAAGGCUUUAGCACUUCCAGCCGCCUGAAAACACAUGAACAAAUUCACAAUGAAGAGAAACCCUAUACAUGUAAUGAAUGUGGGAAAGCUUUCAGUCAUUCUUAUUUAGUCAAAAGACAUGAAAUAAUGCACACUGGAAAGAAUCCCUAGGUGUGUAAGCAAUAUGGAAAAGG